Lolium perenne is the source of this 649-nucleotide messenger RNA. The record is from RefSeq and is a predicted model, not a curated record. Lineage: Eukaryota; Viridiplantae; Streptophyta; Magnoliopsida; Poales; Poaceae.
GCUCGCAUUCUUGAUGAAGCCGAAAGGAAGACAAGGAACAGUUCUAUCAAGUUUCUCAAGGUCCUUUGGUCUAAUCAUUCCGAGAAAGAAGCAACUUGGGAACGCGAAGAUCUUCUCAGAUCCGAGUAUCCCGCUCUCUUCACAUCUCCUUAGGAAUCUCGGGGCGCGAUUCCUUCAAGGGGGGGCGAGUUGUAACAUCCCAAACGUCGGUACCGAGGAGUACGGCGAGGAGUACGACUACUACCUUGAGGAGGAUCGUGUCGGUUUCUCUUCUUCUGACUUGACAGGAUGCCUCCAAGGCGCGCACCUCCGCCUCCUCCACCUCCACCUCUGGAAAUUGGGCAAGCUCUGCUGAAUGUGACUCAGAUUCUAGCGCAGCUGGCCCAGAACCAGGCGCAGAACAAUGAAGGGAAUGGUCGGGUCACUAUCAGAGAGUUCCUUAACCUCAACCCGCGCACCUUCGACACUCCUCUGAAGCCACUAGAUGCAGAUGAUUGGCUGCGUGAGAUGAACCGCACCCUCAACAUCGCGCGUGUAGCUCCAGCAGACAGAGUUUCCUUUGUGACCUUCCUCCUGAGAGGUGAGUCUGCUGCGUGGCGGGACAGCUACCCGGAGAGGAGAGAUCCGGAUGUUGAGACCGGUUGGGAUG